Messenger RNA from Pieris brassicae (large cabbage white), 1334 nucleotides. RefSeq names its product WD repeat-containing protein 61-like. The record is from RefSeq and is a predicted model, not a curated record. Gene Ontology annotation, cellular component: Cdc73/Paf1 complex. Bases 128 to 1081 code for a protein of 317 amino acids. The transcript is spliced from 7 exons. NCBI's taxonomy places the organism in Eukaryota, Metazoa, Arthropoda, Insecta, Lepidoptera, Pieridae. Gene Ontology annotation, molecular function: protein binding.
GGUAAUAAUUUUAAAUUGAAAUUAGUUAUAAGAUUCAAAUUUCAUAUUAAAAACUUAGUAAUAAUUAUUACUACUUAGGUGCUAAGUUUAAACAUUCAGCAUAAUCAAAUAUUUUGCAGAGUAAAGUAUGCCUGCUAAAGCGUAUUCUCUUCUUUGUAAAAAGGAGAAUGCACAUGAAGAUCCAAUUUACUGUUGUGCUUGGACGAAAAUUGUACCAACUGGUGACACUAAUGAAAAAGCAAAAGAUUAUAUAGUAACAGCUGGACUAGAUGGCAUUGCAAAAGUGUGGGAAAUAAAGAAUAAUAAGCUGGAAUUAUUGCAUGUACUGAAAGGACAUAGUAUGGCUAUUGUGUCAGUUGCCAUAAGCCCAGAUGGAUAUACAUUGGCAACAACAUCUUUAGACUCGAUUCUAAUAAUUUGGGAGUUAUCAACUGGAAACAAAGUUCAUGAGAUUGAAACAGGUUCAAUUGACACAUGGAAGGUGGCAUUUUCACCUGAUGGCACUAAGAUAGUGUCUGGUACUCAUACUGGAAAACUUAUUAUCUAUGAUGUGGUGAAGAAAAAUGCCUUAAAAGUUCUUGAUACUAGAGCAAAAUUUGCUUUAUGUGUGUCUUGGAGUAAAGAUAGCAAGUUUAUAGCUAGCGGUACUGUUAAUGGAAAUAUUUGUAUCUUUGAUGAAACUCAGGGUAAAUUAAUUCACACAGUAGAAGCACAUACAAAAGAUGUCAGAUGUAUUGAAUUUUCACCAAACAGUAAACUAGUUAUCACUGCAUCUAAUGAUGGAUUUGUCAAGUUGUUUAAUGUCGCAAGUGGUGAUCUUCAAGCCAGUUUAGAGCUCAAGACCUGGGUUUUACAUGUAGGCUUUUCACCUGACGGCGCUUGCAUAGCGGCAGGAACUGGUGAUGGGGAGGUGGUCAUUGCGUCGACUUCCGGCCUUAAGAUCUUAAAAACUUUUCAAGAUCAUAGUAAUAUAGUGUGGGGCGUACAAUUUAAUGCGUCGAGCGAAAAUGUGGUUUCAGUAUCAAAGGACAAAUCUAUCAAUGUUUACGAGUGCCCGAAAUUACAGACUAAUAAGAAAUGAAUUAUUUACUUAAGAAUAAAUAUUAUUUGAACCAAAUCAUUAUCUCAUCUCAGUAUUUUUUUAUUUUACUUCGUGAAUUCGAUUUAUUUACAUCCAUGGCUUUCUUCUUCCCUUUUGUCCUUCCCAUAUACAGUGGUACCUCGACGUACGAGUUUAAUUCGUUCCGCAACCUUGCUCGUAUCUUGAAUUACUCGUAUCUCGAAGCAAAUUUCCCCAUACAAAACAAUUGAACUAACAUUAAUCCGUUCCAACC